Capsicum annuum is the source of this 2162-nucleotide messenger RNA. RefSeq names its product polyadenylate-binding protein-interacting protein 9. Bases 914 to 1813 code for a protein of 299 amino acids. The record is from RefSeq and is a predicted model, not a curated record. Lineage: Eukaryota; Viridiplantae; Streptophyta; Magnoliopsida; Solanales; Solanaceae. The transcript has 10 exons. Gene Ontology annotation, molecular function: RNA binding.
UAAUAUGUAUAACAUUUCAUGAAACUAUGCGUGUGCACACAAGCUGACUCGAACACGAUAAUUAAUAAAAGAAAAGAAAAAUAAAAAUCUUUCUUCCUAUAAUUCCUUGAUAUGUGUACCCAAAUAUGCAAUUGUCACAAAAGAGUUAUAGCAAUUUGCAAAAGGCCAAAGCCCAAAGCCACAUGUUGUUUUCUUGAUAAACCACACCUCACCAAAAAUCCACUACUCAACCUAUGAUCAAUUUUGUCAAAGAAAAACCACUUCUCACUCAUCAUUUUCUUUUGAUUCUCUUAAAUGGCUCUCUUUUCUUGAACAUAUUUUGCUUUAAAACCAAUUAAUUCACAUUAUAAUUUGAGUUUUUGAUCUAUACCCAUAUUUUAUUUUACAUUUUUCUAUAUUGGGUUUGUAUCAAGAUUGGAUUUUUUUUCACAAAAAAUCUGAUCUUUAAUGUAUUAAAAUCAAGAAUUUGAGUUUUUUCUUUGCGGGGUUGUAAAAAGAUUGGAUUUUUCAGAAAAAAAAACCGAUCUUUAAUUUAUUAGAAAUCAAGAAUCUGAGUUUUUGAGCUUUACCCAUAUUUUAUUAUACAAAUUUCUAUAUUGGGUUGGAAAAAGAUUGGAUUUUUCAGGAAAAAAAUCUGAUCUUCAAUUUAUUUUAAUCAAGAAUUUGAGUUUUUGAGCUUCACCCAUAUUUUAUUAUACUUAUAUCUAUAUUGGGUUGUAUAAAGAUUAGAUUUUUCAUUAUGAAAAUCUGAUCUUUAGUUUAUUGGUAAUCAAGAAUUUGAGUUUUUGAGCUUUACCAUAUUUUAUUAUACAUAUUUCUAUAUUGGGUUGCAAAAAGAUUGGAUUUUUUUCAUAAAAAAAAUCUGAUCUUUAAUUUAUUGGAAAUCAAGAAUUUGAGUUUUUUUUUGGUUACAAUGGCUGAUGUUGCAAAAGGUUGUGAUGAAAUAGCUGUUACUGAGGUUGUUGUGCCAAACGUGAAGUCUGAUACUGUUGUAGAUAAUGGUGUUAAAGAAGAAUCUGAUUUAGUGUCAAAUGGAAAAAUGCAAGAUAUUGUUGUUCACAUGUUUAAUAAUCUGAAACUGAAUCCAAUGGCUAAGGAAUUUGUUCCUGCUUCAUAUAAUUUUGUGACAGAUGAUAAGACUAUGGGAGGAGGUGGUUUCAGAAAUAAUAGAAGGAGAGGAAACAACUUUAACCAGGGCAGAAGGAGAAUGCAUGGUAGAUCUUUUAGAGCUCAAAGAGAAGAUAGCAUUAGGCGAACAGUCUAUGUUUCUGACCUUGAUGUCAAUAUCACGGAAGAGCAGCUUGCCGCGCUAUUUAGUGCCUAUGGACAAGUUGUUGACUGCCGAGUUUGUGGUGAUCCACACUCCCGCCUUCGCUUUGCUUUUGUUGAGUUCGCUGAUGAAUAUUCUGCAAAAGCCGCACUUGGACUUUGUGGGACAAUUUUAGGUUUCUCCCAACUCAAGGUUUUACCUUCAAAAACCGCUAUACUACCCGUGAAUCCUACAUUCCUUCCAAGGUCAGAGAAUGAGCGUGAGAUGUGCGCGAGGACAGUCUAUUGUACAAAUAUUGAUAAGAUGGUAACUCAAGCUGACGUCAAAGUCUUUUUCGAGACAAGAUGCGGGGAGGUUUCUCGUCUGAGGCUUUUGGGGGAUCAAGCGCACUCUACCCGUAUCGGUUUUGUUGAAUUUGUUAUGGCUGAGAGUGCAAUUUUGGCGUUGGAUCUUUGUGGUGAGAUGUUGGGCUCCCAACCUAUCAGGGUGAGUCCUUCGAAGACACCGGUGAGGCCACGAGUGUCCGGCCCAGCAAUGCAUUAGUCGAUGCUCGGUUACUUUGAGGUCUUGGUAGAGAACACGAGUUUCCGGCCCUGCAAUGCAUUAGUCGAUGCUCGGUUACUUUGAGGUCUUGAUAGAGAACAGCGUAAGCGUAAGCUCUUUUCGAACGCAAAACAAAUAUGUUUCUGUAAUUUCCUUCUUCCAACUUUACCUUGCCAAUAGUACUUUUUCGUCGCUGUUGGACAUGUCUAUUGACCUUUGCUAUUUCUAAGUGUGUUAAUGGUAAUGUCCCUACAUUUACUACAGUUAGCUUGAUUAAACAUGGAUCGUUCUGAAUCUUUCAUCGAUAAUUGAGAAAUUCUCGAGGGCCGCUGGCUUGAUACUCUCUGAA